Molecule: messenger RNA, 1728 nt
Organism: Penicillium vulpinum
Lineage: Eukaryota; Fungi; Ascomycota; Eurotiomycetes; Eurotiales; Aspergillaceae
Exons: 5
Coding region: 1-1728 (575 amino acids)
Source: RefSeq, a predicted model, not a curated record
AUGCAUCCAAAGAAGGCGGAGAACUUCGAGGUCGCUAUCAUUGGUGCAGGUAUCGUAUAUGGAUGGUAUGGCCUGGUCGCCGCUAGGACCUACCUUCGUCUGCGGCCCGCGGCCAACCUGCUCAUCAUCGACAGCGAUAGCACCGUUGGGGGUGUCUGGAGCCAAGAUAGAGUGUAUCCAAACCUUGUCGCCCAAGUUAAGCUCGGGCUGUUUAACUACACGGAUACACCUAUGCCACCCAAUGGAGGCAAUGCCAAAGACGAAAGUGUAACUGGAGACAUGAUCCAUAACUAUCUUCAACGGUACGCAGAGGACCACGACUUGUUGCGCCGCAUUCGCUUCAACACAUUCGUCAGCCACGCGGCUCGUUGUGCUGGUGGAUGGCGUUUGACGUUCAAGGAUUCGGAUGACGUGAUCGAAACGGAGAAGCUGCUUGUCUGCACCGGCGUCACUUCCAUCCCCCGCAUGCCAGAGUACCAGGGAGGGAGCGUGUCGAUACCAGUGAUUCACUCGCGUGACUUGGGAAGCUCUUUUCCUAUGCUCCAGAAGGAGGCCGUGGAAAGUGUGGUAGUAGUUGGGGCCGCUAAAUCUGCCUACGAUGCCGUCUACUUGCUCCUGUCGAUGGGCAAGAAGGUGACUUGGAUCAUUCGGCGCGAGGGUGCAGGGCCUCUUGCAAUUCUGCCAUUCAAGGUCCUGGGUCUCAUGAACUCCAUUGCGGUGGCCUCGACACGUCUCAUGACAUAUCUGAGCCCUUCGAUCUUGAACACAAAUGGCGCCUUGUACUGGGCUCUCCAACGAACUUCCCCAGGGCGCUGGUGUGUCGGGCGGUUCUGGGAUACUCUCACCUAUCUGAGCAACGCCCAUGCCGGUUACUCAAAAGGCGAUCAUGUUGAGAGCCUGAGACCCGAAAUCGAUCGGCAAAGUGUCUUUUGGGCAAACUCGGGUUUGGGAGUCGUCACCCUCCCCGACUUCUGGCCUACUUUGCACAGUCCGAAUCUCACCGUCCUUCGUGAUGCGAUCGAGACCAUCAAGGGAGACCAGCUCUCCCUUCAGUCCGGCCAGACCUUGCGUACGGACUACCUAGUCUUAUGUACAGGCUGGGGCGAUCAUUUCGGCAUGUUUGAUACCACAACCAAAGCGGAACUGGGCCUUCCCCUGGACUCUUCUGCUGUUCCCUCUUAUGAUGAUGGCGUUGAAUGGGAGCGAUACGACGCGGAGGCGGAGAAGGCCGUCGAUCAACGUCUGCCCUUCCUCGCCGUCCCGCCAAACCUCAAAUAUACGCCCAAGCUCAAUUCUCACCGCUAUUGGCGGCUUUACCGUCGUGCGAUCCCAGUCUCGCUGGCGCAGAAAGGCGACAGAUCCCUCGCAAUUCUCGGCCAAAUUCACACUGUGCAGACUCCUCUGUUAUCCGAGGUGCAGUCCUUUUGGAGUAUCCUGUACCUGCUUGGAGAUUUGAACGUCCCUGAUAUAGACGAGAUGGCGCAGGAAGUGUCGUUGUGGAACGCCUGGACCCGGAAAAGGUAUUUGACUCAAGGACACAAGUUUCCAUAUUCGCUUUAUGAUUUUUUACCGUACGUCGACACAUUAUUCCGGGACCUGGGCCUAAACAGCCAUCGCAAGUCUAACGCAGUGGCUGAGCUAUUGGAGCCGUACAAGCCCGAGGACUUUGAUGGGUUUAUUGAUGAAUAUAUCGCAAAAGGAACGGUGGGAAAAUCAGAGCUCGUAUGA